AAACAAUGAAAACAAAAGUGUCACAUUUGUCAAAGGAAUCAAACAAAAGACUAUUGAUUAUAUUGUUCUGUCCAAAUUAAAGUUACAAAAAACAGAACAAUAAUUCUGUAUAAAUAUAAAGAAAAGCUUUACCAUAUAAGUUAUAAUUGCACUUUCUUCAUCUCCUCUGCAGUUUAUGCCACCACCAAACGGCUGCUUCAGUACAAAUCAGGCCAAGAGAAAGAAGAGAUCUUUGGAUGGUCUUGAAGGAAGUAGACGAAAAUCUUGCUAUAUUCCUGGGAAAUACGUACAUCGACAAGUCUAAAAAUGAACAAGCUCUCAUUCAAGACUCUUAUGAGAUUUAUGGCUCAAAAGUGAAAAAUCGAGAAUCGGCCAAGGGCGAGUCUGGACUUUCCGGUCGUGAAAUCGUUCCUCCAAAAUCCAAGCGGGCGAAAGACCCAUCUGCGGGUCCAAAACGAAGGCCCUUACCCUCACCGGAUCAAAAACCGACACCAACCGAAAGACUGCCAACGAAAUCAAAGCCUCCCGGUGCCGCUGCCACCUCAGCACCUCCGAAGACCACAUCAUCAGCAACAACUUCUUUUUCCAUCAAACCUCAAACAAGAAGAUCCUCGAUUCAAAUUACGAAAAUGCCCCUGAUGCGAAAGAAGUCGUGUGGGGCCCCCGACGGUGAUGAUGAUGUCAGCCCAGUGGUCAUGGGCACGAAAAUGGUGGAGAGGUUGGUGAACAUGAGGAAAUUGGCUCCUCCCUUGAGAGGAGGAGAAAGCUUCGGUUCUCUCGAUAACCACCGAGCCAAGAAAAAAUCGGGUUUCGGGAGGUUGCUCUCGAUUAGGUCACUCGACAUGGCAAUACGCCACAUGGAUAUCAGACGAAGCAUUACAACAUCCGAUGUUUUACGAGCAGUAAAACUGUAAAAACUUAUGGUUUUUCGGUUUCUUGAUAUAGUUCCAGUCGAUGAACAAAGUUAACUCCUUGUAGGAAAAAAUGUUGAGAAUGAUGAGAAGGUUUUUUUUACUAUACAGAAUAUAUAUCUGGUACAAAAUUCAGAGAGACCAGAGAUAAAAGAACCUCAUAUAUAAAUGUCACUCUAUCUAAGUACUAAUUAGUGUAAGAACUGAAAGAGGAGUUUACAUAUAUGUAGCUUUUUACAGAGAGAUCAAUUUUACACCUUGGUGUUUUUUUUCUCAUUUUUGUGAAAAGCCAUUUGAAAAGAAGUGGUUUUUUCAGCUUCAAGGGGGAGCUUGGAGACACUAUUUAGUCUAUCAACUUUUAGUUUACAUUUUAUAUUAUCUCAUAGCAUGAAAAUGCAUUUAUGUAUUAUUAGCUUUUAAAAUGUGGAAGAGUUCAUUUAUGUUCUUCAAUUAGAGAUUAAAGUUGGGAGCAAUCAGGAGUUAGAGAUGCAAACGAGAUAAGCC
Messenger RNA from Striga asiatica, 1415 nucleotides. The record is from the annotation of a GenBank genome assembly. Lineage: Eukaryota; Viridiplantae; Streptophyta; Magnoliopsida; Lamiales; Orobanchaceae.